UCCAUUUUCUUUCUAACUCAUUGUAAGAGUUCCUCUGGCGGUAGGGUUGAAGCAUGGAGGCCAAACCUGCCUAUGAGAGGACUCUGGAAGAGUCCCAUCUCUUCGAGCAUCUUCCGAAUGAGGUCGCGGAACUCAUUCGCACAUCUUCCGGGACUCAAUACCUGAAUGCGCUCGCGGUUGGUGCAUUGCGAUCAAAAUGCACCGAAGGCUUUUUCUGCCUAUAUGAGCCGAUCUUUGUGGAUCUGACAGCACGAUGGCUCGCUUCAGACUUUCAUAACAAUCAUGUCGAUAUAAUUUCCGCAUUUUCACGAAUCCUGCCGUUUGCGCCUUUUCUUGCUUCUUUCGCAAGCCAAUAUGCUAGUUCUUGGGCUGGACCUCUAUCAGCUUUGGCUGCAUCCGACGAGGCAACGCUUUUACAAUUAGACGAUACCACUAUUCGCACUUUAUUACUGUCGGUUCUAAGACUUCUCUCAUAUGAUUUAGAGACUUUCUCCAGUACCACAUCGCCGUCUCGACUCCAAUCCCUCUUCCAACAUCCAGACCCAUCCAUACGGUAUCUUGCGAUUCGAUGCUUUGCCUUGUAUAUGCGUGCAGCCGAUGCUGCUACGGAGAAAAUGAUUCAGAAUUAUGUCGGAGCCGAUGUUAUUGAAGGAGAAUGGGAGGGUAUCGUAAUCGACUAUCGCUGCCUCGGUUUGUGGGAAGAGCGUCGUUGGGGUACUCUGGAGAAGCAGGUACAGCUUGCACGGUCAGGCCGGUCGAUCGAAGACAGACUGUCACAAGUUGAGAAGCUUCGGGAAUAUUUUACCGCUCGAACCGCUGAAGUAUGCGGCAUUCUUAUUCCACGACUAAAUGGGAUGUCGACCCCAGCAUCUUCGAUUGUAAAGGCACCCACCGCCGUGAGGAAUCUUCGCAAGAUUGCAACAGCCCUAACUGCCUCAAAUCCUCUUCUAAUAGUUGGGUUACCGAAUUCAGGAAAGACUACUUUGGUCAAUGAUAUUGCUGUAACCGUGGGUCAAUCUGAGUCUAUGGUCACCCUUCAUCUAAACGAGCAAACUGAUGCCAAAAGCCUUCUUGGGAUGUACUCAACGUCUCCUGCCACAGGAUCUUUUGCAUGGCAACCGGGUGUAUUAACUAAAGCAGCUAGGGAAGGUCGAUGGAUUCUGAUCGAGGACCUAGACCGUGCACCUUCUGAAGUUAUUGGUCUUAUCUUACCUAUCAUUGAAAAAGGAGAAUUGACUAUAGCAAGUAGAAAAGAGCGGAUCAAAUGUGCUGAUGGAUUCAAGAUCAUUGCAACCAUGAAAUCUUCAUAUAACAUCGCAGGUGAAGAGAUCGCCCCAAGCACAACAAUCCUAGGAAGCAGAUUGUGGCAAAGGGUGCACAUUGAGCCGCUUUCAAUCCAAGAGAUUCAAGAGGUCAUCGCACAAAAGUUCCCACUGCUCGAAUCUCGGGUGCCGACUAUAAUGGAUGUAUAUCAAAGGCUUUGCUCUUCCUUCCAUGGAAGCCUCGCGAUCAAGAGCUCUCAGGGCCGGACUCCUGGUCUUCGUGACCUUAUCAAGCUCUGUAGCCGAAUCCAUAGGCGACUGCAGCGUCUAGGAGCUAAGACUGGCUAUGAAGCUAUGCCUGAAGGUGCUGAAGAUGAAAUCCUAUUGGAUGUUGUGGAUGUAUUCCUUAGCUACAUCCCAGAGAAAUCAUUGGCAGAGUCACUUGCCCUUGUGGCCGCGGAAGCGCUCCAGAUAUCGCCACAGCGAGCGCAGUUUUCCCUGGGUGAACGAGUUCCUGCAUAUUCCGAUCAGGGUAAUAACAUAAUGCUCGGUAGAGAAGUCUGCCGAAAAAUCAAGGUACCUGGCGGGUCAGUUAUUAAACAAUCCUCCUCAUCGACUCGCUUUGCUUCCACAAGAGCUGCUUUGAAGCUUAUGGAACAGGCUGCAGCUGCUAUACAGAUGGCAGAACCUAUCCUACUUGUUGGAGAGACUGGUAUCGGAAAGACGACUGUAAUCCAACAGCUUGCCACGCUAAUGCGCCAGAAACUCACAGUAGUGAACUUGUCGCAGCAAAGCGAAAGCAGCGAUCUACUAGGUGGCUUCAAGCCUGUCAAUAUUCGCACAAUGGCUGUUCCAAUGCUUGACGAAUUCAAUACUGUGUUUGAGUUGACGUUUUCAGCCAAGAAGAACCAGAAGUUUCUGUCAUCCGUUGCGAAAAGCGUUGCUGCAGGAAACUGGGUACGGCUAGUAAAUCUUUGGCAUGAAGCUGUUCGGUUAGCCGAUGGUGUCUUCAAAUCCAGUAACGGUCCCACCCAAGGAAAUGAGGAACAACCCACGAAGAAAAGAAAGCUAGACUCGCCCAAGUAUCAGCACUUGCGGCAGCGAUGGGAAAGAUUUGCGGGACAAUUGAAUGAUUUUGAGGCCCAGGUAGCUCAGGGCGAUGCCAAGUUCGCCUUCGCUUUUGUCCAGGGAAAGAUUGUCAGGGCGUUAAGAAAUGGCGAAUGGGUCCUCCUUGACGAGAUUAAUCUGGCCUCACCUGAUACCCUCGAAAACAUUGCUAGCCUCCUACAUCACGGUACUGAAGGUUCACCGUCUGUUCUGCUCUCGGAGGCUGGAGAUGUGGAAAGGGUAUUCGGGCAUCCAGAUUUUCGCAUUUUUGGCGCUAUGAACCCUGCUACAGAUGCAGGAAAGAAAGACCUCCCUCCCGGUCUUCGCUCCCGGUUCACUGAAGUCUAUGUACACUCUCCAGAUACUGACCGGGACGAUCUACUUGCUCUGAUUCAGAAAUAUCUUGGUGACCUGACUUUAGGCGACAUGAGGAUCGCGCCAGAUCUCUCACAGCUAUAUUUGGAAACGAAGAAGCUCAGCAAUGAGAACAAGCUCACGGAUGGGGCUGGACAACGGCCACAUUUUAGUAUAAGAACUCUUGUUCGUGCUCUUAUCUAUGUCAAUGACCACGCGCAUGUCUAUGGUUUACGCCGAGCGGUUUUUGAAGGAUUCUCCAUGAGUUUUUUAACUGUCUUGAGCCAAGAAUCAGAGAGGCUGCUUAUGCCGCUCCUUGAGAGACACCUCUUCAGCAAUACGAAGAACGCUAGAGCUCUUCUCGGCCAGACCCCUAAGCCCCCUACCGAUGGCUACGACUAUGUUCAGUUCAAGCAUUACUGGAUGCGACGUGGACAUUUAGUUCCCGAAGAGCAACCGCAUUACAUUAUAACACCCUUCAUAGAGAAAAAUCUGAAAAAUUUGGUUAGAGCUAGUUCCACGCGUCGGUUCCCUAUAUUGUUGCAGGGCCCAACCUCUGCUGGAAAAACAAGCAUGAUUGAAUACCUUGCGAAAGUCUCUGGCAACAAGUUUGUCCGUAUCAAUAACCACGAGCACACGGAUCUUCAAGAAUACCUAGGGUCUUAUGUGUCUAGUGAUGACGGCACUCUUCGCUACCAGGAGGGCAUUCUAGUGGAGGCACUUAGAAAUGGAUACUGGAUCGUUCUCGAUGAACUCAACCUGGCGCCUUCCGACGUCCUCGAAGCAAUGAACCGACUUCUAGACGAUAACCGCGAACUCUUCAUUCCAGAGACCCAGGAAGUUGUCCACCCACAUCCGAAUUUCAUGUUGUUUGCGACUCAAAAUCCUGCCGGUCUAUAUGGUGGUCGAAAAGUCUUGUCUCGCGCUUUUCGGAAUCGUUUCUUGGAGCUGCAUUUUGAUGAUAUUCCAGAGAGUGAACUGGAAUUUAUUCUCAAGGAACGCUCCCAAAUUGCUCCUUCGUUCUGUGCUAGAAUAGUGUCUGUCUACCGGAAGCUAUCUUUAUUGCGUCAAGCCAAUAGACUUUUUGAGCAGAAGAAUAGUUUCGCUACUCUACGUGAUCUGUUUAGAUGGGCUCUCCGUCGAGCAGAUGAUCGUGACCAGUUAGCGAUCAACGGUUUCAUGUUGCUUGCAGAGCGAGUUCGGAACCCACAGGAAAGGGCAGCUGUGAAAGGUGUAAUUGAAGAGGUCAUGAGAGUACGUAUAGAUGAAGAUGCGGUGUACAGCUCUUCGGAGCUGGAGAAGCGCGCUCCUUAUCUUCCAACAGAAGUCGUUUGGACGAAAGCAAUGAGGAGACUGUUCAUUUUGGUGUCCGUUGCACUUGAAAAUAACGAGCCAGUUCUACUCGUGGGAGAGACCGGGUGUGGAAAAACCCAACUUUGUCAAGCAGUCGCCGAAGCCUAUAAAAGACAAUUGCUCAUUGUAAAUGCCCAUGUGAACCUAGAGACAGGCGAUCUCAUUGGCGCUCAGCGACCUGUGAGGAAUAGGGCAGCCAUCGAGCAUCAGUUGAUGAGUGAUCUUCAAACGGUCCUUCAUGAAAACAGUGCUUCGCUAUCUUUAGAAGACAUGAGGCGGAUGUUUGGUACACUGAGUGCGGACCAAUUGCAAGCCUGCGAUGCCGAACUGAUUAGGAGAGUUGAAAGGAACAUUGUUCGUCUGAAUGCUCUUUUUGAAUGGUCAGAUGGAAGCCUUAUAACAGCGAUGAAGACUGGACAAUAUUUCCUCCUGGAUGAAAUAUCCCUUGCCGAUGACUCGGUAUUGGAGAGACUCAACAGUGUUCUUGAGCCUCAUAGAUCGAUCCUUCUGGCAGAAAAGGGGCCCAUCGACUCCAUGGUCGUUGCUGACCAUGGGUUCCAAUUUCUGUCGACAAUGAACCCUGGUGGUGACUACGGCAAACGCGAACUAUCCGCUGCUCUUCGGAAUCGAAUGACUGAAAUAUGGGCUCCCCAACUCUCUGAAGAUGAGGAUAUCCUUCCUAUUCUCCAGAGAAAGCUUGAGCUAAACUCGGAGCACAUCACCAAACCAAUGCUACAGUUCGCCAAGUGGUUCAAGUCGACCUUUCAAAAUUCCUCAACUACAUCUCUUUCCCUUCGUGAUCUCCUAGCCUGGGUCGACUUUGUGAACAAAUGCCAAGCUGUAGAUCCUCUAUUCGCAGUAGUGCAGGGUGCUGCUAUGGUGUUUAUAGAUACAUUGGGUGCGAACCCGGCGGCAAUGCUUGCGACAGCACUACACGAUCUUGAGGGGAACCGUCGGCUGUGCCUUGACAAGCUCCGUGAACUUUUCGACGUUGAUGCUUCAAGUAUUUAUUUGCAGAAGUCGAAAAUUGAAAUCGAAAACGGUUCUCUACGCGUAGGACCUUUUGCCCUUGCCAUGAACGGCAACACAGAUCCAGAUCCCCAAUUCAUAUUGGAUGCACCUACUACGAUUGCUAACUCGGUCAGAAUUGCUCGUGGUUUGCAAUUGUCGAAGCCUAUCCUGCUUGAAGGAAGCCCCGGUGUUGGCAAAACUACUCUCGUGACUGCCCUUGCCAAGGCACUGGGGAAACCUCUCACACGUAUCAACCUUUCGGAGCAAACAGACCUCACAGAUCUCUUUGGCUCUGAUGUCCCUGUGGAAGGUGGUGAUGUUGGCCAAUUCACUUGGCGAGAUGCUCCUUUCUUGCAAGCAAUGCAACGCGGUGACUGGGUCUUGUUAGAUGAGAUGAACUUGGCAUCACAGUCCGUGCUUGAGGGCUUGAAUGCUUGCUUGGAUCAUCGUCAAACAGUUUAUAUUGCUGAAUUAGACCAAUCCUUUAAGAGGCAUCCGGACUUUGUCCUAUUUGCUGCGCAGAACCCGCAUCACCAAGGUGGUGGCAGAAAGGGUCUGCCUGCCUCUUUCGUUAACAGAUUCACAGUCGUUUAUGCUGACAGCUUCACCGACACUGAUCUGAAAAGGAUAUGUGCCAAGCUUUUCCCUGGAAGCCCUUCUUCGCAGACGGACAAGCUAGUCGAUUUCGUGUCGUUGUUGAACAAGGCCAUCGUCCAAGAACGCCGAUUAGGGGCUGUGGGUGGCCCAUGGGAAGUCAAUCUACGAGACAUUCAAAGAUGGCUUCAACUUUCGGACCGUGGUACCUUACAGGUAUCAGCAAACAGCUUCCUUGAUGUGAUUAUAUCCCAAAGAUUCCGCUCUCAAGACGAUCGAGACUUGGUCAAUUCCUUGUACAAGCAAGUUUUCAGUGAGGUUCCGGCACCCAACAAGAGCCUCUACCAUAAUCUCACACCGGAAUACAUGCAAAUUGGUCUUGGAGUUAUGCAGAGAGAUCUGUACCUUCAACGUACCCAGGAACCACAGAUGAGGAUACUUCCAAGAGAUCUUAGCAUCCUCGAAUCCCUUAUGCUGUGUAUAGAGCAGUCGUGGCCUAGUAUUUUGGUGGGGCCGUCUGGAUGUGGGAAGACUACUCUGAUCAGGAAGCUCGCAGCCGUGAAUGGUGCAAGUUUGGUUGAGUUGGCUCUCAGUGCUGAUACAGAUACAAUGGAUCUGAUUGGUGGCUUUGAACAAAUCGACUAUAAAAGGGAGGUUUCGUCUCUCAUUCACGAUAUCUCGCAGUUUCUUCAGCAACAGGCCAUUUCUAUGAAUUCCUCCGAGACAGCACCACACGAAGCGAGAGCCUUACUGGAGAUCUUUGAGAAAUUACAGGGUCCGGAUAUCUCCCUGGAAGACAUUUGUACCUCCCUCACAAUGUUAAGCCAAACCUACCCACAAACUGCUUUCGUUGAUAUGCUUCUUCGAGCUCAGAAGCUUUUCCAGACAACAAAGCAGUCGGAUAAUAUGAAAGUUGGCUUUGAGUGGACAGAAGGUGUCCUAACUCAGGCUGUCCAGCACGGCUACUGGGUUAUCCUAGACAAUGCAAAUUUAUGCAAUCCAUCUGUACUUGACAGACUGAACUCCCUCACCGAACCAGAUGGAGCCCUCAUACUUAACGAGCAACGUACUGAAGAUGGAUCAGCCCGGAUCAUCACGCCGCAUCCCAACUUCAGACUUUUCCUAACAAUGGAUUCUCGUCAUGGGGAAUUAUCCCGCGCAAUGAGAAACCGUUGUGUUGAAGUAUGCUUUUUGUCACAAGAAGACGAGCCCGCAGUUAACACAUCUGUGCCUGCCUACACCUACGAAUCGUUCCUGUACCGCCUCCGGCCUCUUUGGAAUCUCGAUCCUUCGGCUAGUGCUGAAGAUGUUUCAAGACUUCUCUGUGAGGUCUGCUUGGAUCAUCUUUCAGUAAUGGACCUUGCCUAUUUGCAGCAGUCUCUCAAGUACUUCUUGCCGUAUCACGGCAAAUCAGUGGGUGAAGUGCUCUCAUCGGCGAUGAAUCGAUAUGUGUCUGUUAUCCAUGAAAACUCGAACUGGAAACCUCUCGAGUGUACUAGAAAGGCAAUUGAACUGGGCCGCGCUUCCUUGGCUGUCCAGAGCCAUUUGCAACCCCUUCAUCCUCUUGUGAAUGAACCGCUAGUCUCAUUAUUGAGUAAUGAGGUGCCGUAUAUUUCGUUGGCGAUCAUGGCACAUUUGCAAGAGUCCAAACUUGAUUUACAGCUUCUAAAGCAAGGCUUGUUACAAGCAGACGAGUCUGGCAAGCUAAUAAAACCAAGCCAAAUGAGCCGCCUAGAACGGUCCUUAGCAUCGGCACGGAUACCCUCGUUGAUGAAGGAUGCAACACAGCCAAUUGGCUCCUUCCUUUCAGACUGUGGACAGGCAAUUUAUGAUUUUAUACAAAACCUCGACCAGGAUGUUUUUCAAACUGCUCACAUAGCAAAUGCCGUUCGAGCUGUUCUCAACUUUUGCAUGGACCUCUUCCGGCUCACCGCGGCGAGGGAAGUCGAUGAAGGCGUGUUUCAGGUCUAUCUUCAGAUUGGUAGAGAGCUAUGUGCUUCAUUAUCGAGCUCUUUCGGGCCUCUCAAUAAAUUAGCUGUUACGUUGUCUCAAGCCCUGAGUCGAUUCCGAGAGAGUUGGGCUUUGACAACAGGUCUCAGUAUGCAGAAGCUCUGGGAGUCAUGGAGACCUGCAACCCCUGCAACUGAAACUCAACUGAAGUCGAUUUUAGACUUAGAGAGUGUGGCUUCUGAAUUCUCGAAUAUUGCAACAAAAACUCAUCUUGAUCUAUCCCAGUUGAGUCAAGUUCGCAAUUCUCUCAUCAGCGCCCAACAGUCCAUUAUCCUGCAUGGAGCUGAUGAAGGGCAGUUAGUAGAAGGCCUCAAACAAACCGUCAGCGAGUUGGCAAGCGUUGUACAACGCUCUGAUUCAACCGCGGCUCCCUACUUCUCCGACGAAUUCGAAGUAUUGUGCCAGUACCAUGACAUUUUCGCACUCUUGCAUAACAAGAAAGGAGGAGACCCAGUUAUCCAGUCCAACUUACCGUUAUUGGCUGGUCGUGAUGCAAGCCCAUUAAAUGUGUCGGUCUUCCCGACACAAGUACCCGAGAUCCUUCACAGACUUGCUUUAUUUGCGGGAUCUGAACGCUCGUCAACAUUUGGUUCAGCUAUCAGCGGCACGUUGUCAGUCUCGCUGUUAGAAAAACUGACAAAUGUCGGCAUCACAAAUCUGGGUCAGAUGGAUGCCUUGGAGGUGGAGAAGCAGACCCUUUCCAAGGCCUUGACUUUAUCUUCUCGGGAGAUUACUAUGGAUCAACAUAAGGUGCUGAAGCAGGUACUAUCAAAACUUGCUGUGGAGCUAGUGCUUGUUCAUAAGGAAUUCUUUGAGUCGCAGUCUCGAGAGAGACUGGUGACCAUCCUCCGUACUGUUGAAGAGCACGGUUGCUACGGCGAUUCAAAGUUGCUGGAUAUUCGUCUGGAAAAGAGUCUGCCGCACGACCACUAUUUUAAGACUUUUGCGGAACAAGAACUUCUAAGUAUUGCUGCGUUGCUGGCAACUAGCCAGCCACACGACAAUGAUAAGACUAUUCAGAACUCGGGAGCGGCUUUAGUUCAGCUAGCUGCGACCCUCCUGCGGCUCUAUGUCCCAGACAAGCCAUUCGAUCCAUCACUGGGGUUAGUUGUCCAAAGGCAAAGGCACAGCCAGCGUUCUUUGGAGCUUACUGCGAAGGCUGAUGCUAUUGCUUUGUUCGAAAUGGGGUUUUCUGGCCAAUCGUCGAACAUGCGGCAUGAACUCAUCCAGGGUGAAUUGCGUAAUCUUGGUUCAGCACCUCCUCCUUCAUCGGUUACCAGGCCACAAGUUUCAGAACUGAGCCUCCUUCACGGUGAAUUUACCAGUGUCAUAAAAUCUGUUCUUGAGAGGCUCCCUAAAAGCAUCAUCAACGCAACGAGUGAGAGUCCUUCUGAGUCUCAUAGUCUGGUGAAUCUAUUGCGUGAUAAUAUUCACCAGCUAAGUCGACGUCUUAGCGUACACUAUAGAUCAUAUGAUGACAUAGUUGUUCCUGUUGUUCGCUUCCUUCAAAUGCUGGACCUAGGACUUUUCCUGAUAUCAGGAAGACCCCAGCAGUCAAAGGAUGUGCAGGCGGUGGAUGCAAUUAGCAGGAAUACACCAUUCCUUGGAGGCAUUCGCCAUCCCCUCUCAGAUCUCUAUCACCUAGACUCAGAUACAAACUCGAAGCAUGUGAUUGAAAUGUGGUUCCAUGAACUGUCAUCGCUCAAGGUGGCCGAAAAUGCGGACCCGGGCCUUCUUCACACCAAAAAUGGGCGCAAUGCUCUCCGUCGUCUAUUCGAGCAGUUCCAUGGGUUAUGGAAGGCGAAGCUACGGGAGGAUCAGGAAGAAGAGGCACAAAAGGCGAGCCUAUAUCACUAUCGAGGAUCCUGGGAAGACAGUGAAGAGGUUGAUGAGAAUGAGCUCCGUGAGCUCUUCCCUACUUAUGAAGAGGACCCCGUCGGGAAUGAUAAGAAACCAAGUCGUCUUAACCCCAAAGAUAUCUCCAUUCGACUUGCGUCCCUCCACGCGAACCUCUUCCAACAGGAAGACACCGGGCGAGCCCUGACGGCAUACGUGAAACACUCUGCUCGACUGCUGGGGUCGUUAUGGCCCGAGGGCAGUACUUCUACGCCACAUGUGCAUCCAAAAGAGCAUCUUUCCGGUGUUCUCUUGUUGCUUGAAGAUGCAGUAGACGAGGACACUGAUUCAAGGAACAUGUAUAAUUUCUAUGUAGACGCAAACCCUGAUGAAGCUAGAAAGCUCGUUUCUUUGACAUUGGCGACGGAGUCCCGUUUCUUGCAGAUCCAGAGAGCCUGGCCAGAACAUGCAGUCCUUGCAGAUGUAAUCCUAUGCUGUAAGGAAGUUCUCCAGUUCAAGCAUGCUGAGCCUGUCGCCAAAUUCCUCACCAAAGUCGAAAAGCUCCACGGUCUCGUUCAUGAAUGGCAGCUUGUUGCAAGCAGGGAGUACUCGGCUGCUGGUGUUUACGACCAGAUCACGAGCCUGAUUAUCAAUUGGCGUCGUCUUGAGCUGUCGACCUGGGCAAGACUGCUGGAUAUUGAGAAAGAAAAAUGCGUUCAGGAAGUGAGCCAAUGGUGGUUUGUGGCCUACGAAGCGAUCAUUGCAGCACCUAUCCAACUGGCUGGCUCUGGUGAAGUGGACCUGAGCGAACAUACACAAGAAGUCAUCGCCACGCUGGAAAAUUUCUUCCGCUCAACCACCUUGGGUCAGUAUUGCGAGCGUCUGCGGCUUGUUAAGAACUUCCGGUCUCUGCUGUCACUUUACAUUCAAGACUUCCCUUCACUGAAGCAACUAGUGUCCGCACUAGACAACUUUAUCCAGCAUUACGUCCAGUUUGAGCCGCCGGUGCAAAAACUUCUCAAUGAGAGAAGGUCGGCACUUGAGAAAGACAUCAAGGAACAAAUCCAGCUCGCCAGCUGGAAAGACACAAAUAUUGUGGCCCUCAGGGAAAGUGCGAAAAGAUCGCAUCAUAAGCUGUUCAAACUUGUCAGGAAGUACCGAGAAAUUUUGGCUCAGCCUGCUCAGAAUAUCCUGGAACAGGAUAUGCCAGACCUCAAUGAAGUGCUUAGUUUCGCUGAUCAAACAUUGGUUCUUCCUUCAGCAAGUUUCCCAGAAGCAAUCGCCCAAUGCCAAAAGGCAGUCAAGCUCUGGGAGACCAGGCCGCCUCGAUUCAGGGAUCCUGACAGCACCGUUAGCAACAUGGCUCAUAUGUAUGUGUCGAUCUCGACAGAGUUUGACAUCUCGGAAGAUCUUGACAGCUUCAUGAAGUUCUUUUUGGAAAGCAUCAACGAGUUCCGAUCUCAAACGCCAAAGACCUUGACUGAGGAAAACAAAGACGACGUACAACAUCUCAAGGUUCAAAAGCGACGCUUCUAUGCUGAUAUUCUUCGGCGGUUACUAGAAAUGGGUGUCAAACGUAGUGCUAGCACUAGCUUGAUUGAAACACAAGCAUCUGUUGCGCAAGUUCUUGCCAGUAGCCCGACUCUGGACUUUGGUUCUAUAGCAACCAAUGUUGUCAAAAGCGCCGAUCUUUACUUCCACAAGUUCCUGGAUAUCCUCCCACGCGUUCGCCAAGCAGCACAUAAUUACUCCGAAGACCUCAGCAACGUUGAAGUAUCAAGAAGUUCAGGGUCCGUUGAGCACCUGUUGCAUCUGGUUAGGAAGCAGAGGGCAGCUAUCUCUCCAGCACUCUCUGGUGUGGAAUCGUUCCAGUCAACGCUUGUAAAGAUUUCCAACCUUUGGCAAGCUAACCCUACCUCAGUCCUCAAGUCACGCCCUCAGUUUUCGAAUGAGGUCCGGGAUACUGCAAGAGCCGUAGCCUGGCUAACGCCUAUACUUGGACUAGCCAUGACGGUUGUAGAAAUACAUGCCAAAUUCUCCGACAUACAGUCAUCUAACAUUGUUGACGGUCUACGUGCCUGGAAAGAAGCUUUUGAUAGGCUGCGAAAGUCGCUGGGAAAUCUUCCGCACUUACCUCAUGGCGUAACUUCAAAACUACAUGAAGAGACUCUGAAGGAAGCAUCGUCUUCCUUUGAUAAGCUGAACCAUGACCUUGCAAGCUGGGCUGAGAGCCGGCCUGACCUGUCUUUUGUCCUGAUGCAGAUAACCCCAUGGGCCAAUGUCGAUGUCGAGCCAGCCGAGGUGCUGCAGACUAAGAGUCUCCUCGCUAUUGGGGACUUCGAUGGCAAUCUACUUGUAGCAAUCGACAAAAUCCUUAUUAGCCUCCAGAAGCUGAAGGACGUGCCUUCCCUAAUCGUAUCGCCCGGCUCACUCUCACGGAGUGACGAGUUCUUUACCAGGGCUCUAAAGGCCGUUCACCUGCCUGAUAUCACAGCCUCACUGGACUCGGUUUUGAAUGAGCUGCAGUUCCUCCAGACGAGCUCCAAGUCUGGACUUGCUCUUGCCGUUUCAUUAGUUGCAAGCUUGUUACCUAUUAUGAACAAAUAUCGCAACAUAUGCAAGGACAUCGUCGAUCGCUACAUGACAGUGCAUCGUGAGACAUGCAAAAUGUCAUAUAUUCUCGCCAAAUCGUUCAUACAGAUCGCGUCUGAGGGAUUCUGCACUCCCGCAGAGGCGUCCACGGAAGAAAGCAAACCUGGCAAGUUGGAGAGUGGAACCGGCCUCGGUGAUGGCCAAGGGGCCGAAGAUAUCAGUAAAGAUAUUGGCGAUGAUGAAGACCUGUCAGAGCUCGCUCAACAGGAACAAAAUGAAGAGCCUACAGAAGACAUGGACGAUUCAGGAGACGCAGUGAAUAUGGAUCAAGAAGAGUUGCGUGGGGAGACAGGCGAGCAUAAAGAAGGAGACGAUGAAGACAACGACGGAAGUGGAUCGGAAGAGGAAGAUAACAUUGAUGAGGAAGUGGGCAGUGUUGGCGGCCUUGAGGACACUGCCGUCGAUGAAAAGAUGUGGGAUGGCGCUCAUGAUGAAGAGCAAAAGGAGACAGAAAACCAAGAGGGUAAAGGAGUGACUGAGUCCGAAGAACAAGCAGCAGCAGAAGAGCGUAAGGAGAAGGAAGGAGAAGGGGGAGAGGGAAAGAACGACGAGGCCGAAGAGGAAGAGGAAGAGGAGGAAGAAGAAGAUGCCCCUGAUGAUGAAGGAGAGGCUGUUGGACGCGAGGAGAUGGAUGUUACGGAUCCUCAUGCCAAGGAACAGGACGCUCUCGAUCUUCCAGAAGAGAUGCAACUUGACGGCAAUGAAAUGGAUAAAGACGAGGUGGAGAGCGGCGAUGGACUCGACGAUGGACUCGACGAUGAUCUUCCUCCUGCCGAAGAUGAGCAACCGUUCGAAGGAAAAGAGGAAGAGAAGGUUGAAAACGCCGAUUUGGAUCAACCGGCAGAGGAGCAAGAGGGCGAUCAGAAUGAAGACGCGGGCGAGGACCAAGAAAUGAAAGAAGCCGAAGCAGAAGAGUCGAAUGAGCCUGGGGAAGAACCGGAAGAGACUGAACAAGAUGACUUCUUGGCUCAACGCGACGAAAACGAAGCAGAAGGCGAAGAAGUGGCACCAAGCGAAGCUGUUAAUGGCGGACUCGGUGCGGACCAAGACCAAAAUAUGGAGCAAGGCGCCUCUGGCAAUGCAGAGCAGGAGAGUGGCUCAGCUGACCAGUCUGAUGAUAAGCAACGAAAAACUGGAGCUGCCAAUGAAGGAGAAGAUAACGAGCGGCAUAGAGAUGCAGGCGGUGGUGACGAUGCCAACCACAAUGACCCUCAGUUGCAAGCGUUCAAGAAGAUGGGUGACAUUCUCGAACAGUGGCAUCGCCGACAGAAGGAGAUCAUGGAAUCUUCUAAACAGGAAGAGAACGAGGCCGACCAGCCUCUGCCUCAGGAUACCGACAUGGCUGACGCCAAUUUCGAGCAUCUUGCUGACCAAGAUGAUGUCGCUGAUACCCAAGCGCUUGGUCAGGCUAAUGAGGAUCAAACACAAGCUCUUGAUCAGAACAAGGGCGUCGAAUCGGAUGUCAAACCUGGUGACAACGAACCUUUGCCGGACAUGACCGAGGAGCCCCAGGAGACCUUAGAGAAUAAGAUGGAAGAUGAAAUGCAGCUGGAUGGCGAUAGUGCACCUAAGGAUCAAACCGCUGGUGCCAUGAUCCCGGGAAGCUCGCACACUCAGGAACGGACAACUGAAUCCGUUGGCCAUCACGAAGCCAUUGAAGAACUCGAUGAGGUCGACGCACAAUUAGCAGCAAUCCAUCUAUCGUCCUCUCUCCCACCACUUACGCCCCGGGACGAAGCCCAACGACUCUGGUCCCAUUACGAAUCUGCCACCAAUGAUCUCUCUCUCUCCCUAACAGAACAGUUGCGUCUCAUCUUAGCUCCGACGAUGGCAACAAAACUGCGUGGCGAUUUCCGGACAGGAAAGCGACUAAACAUCAAGCGCAUUAUUCCUUACAUUGCGUCGCAGUACAAGCGCGAUAAGAUUUGGAUGCGGCGGUCAAUUCCUUCCAAGCGCAACUACCAAAUCAUGCUUGCUGUGGACGACAGUAAGUCUAUGUUAGAGAGUGGAAGUGGCCAAUUGGCAUUCGAGACACUUGCACUCGUCGCCAAGAGUCUUAGCAUGCUUGAAGCCGGAGAUCUGUGUGUCCUCGGGUUCGGCAGCGAGGAUCAUGUCAGAGUCGCACACGAGUUUGGCAAGCCAUUCUCUUCGGAAGCAGGAACACAGGUGUUCCAGCACUUCAGUUACCAGCAAACCGGCACGAACGUGCGGAAGUUGAUUGCUGAUUCGAUCGCUCUGUUCCGCGAAGCUCGCUGGAAGCAGUCGCCUGGAGGAGGCAACGCUGACCUUUGGCAACUGGAGCUCAUCAUAUCCGAUGGUAUUUGCGAGGACCAUGAAACCAUUCAACGCCUUGUGCGACAGGCUCAGGAGGAGCGUAUCAUGAUUGUGUUCAUCAUUGUCGAUGCUGUCAAGGGCAGCUCGAUCUUGGAUCUCACUCAGGCAAGCUUUGAGCCUGACACUGAGAGCGGCACCGGAGAGAUGAAGUUGAGAAUGAAGAGAUAUCUAGAAGGAUUCCCAUUCCCUUACUAUCUGGUUGUGCGUGACGUUAGGGAGUUACCAGCUGUUUUGGCUACGGCGUUGAAGCAAUGGUUUGCGGAGGUUGUUGAGACCUCUUCUUAAAAGUUACAUACUCAUUAUUUUUUUCCUUUUCUGUUUUUGGUUAUGGUUAUAGAAAAGAGCGUUUCCGUUUUAUAUGUAUAUAUUUUGUUCAUGUAUGUAGUUGCGGAUACUAGGUCUACUAUACCGAGCUUCUUCCUACUGUUAAUGGUCGUUGGUGUAAUCUGGCUUAUACAGUUUUAGAGGGACAUAGUAGUUUCCUACUAUACUAUUUUCCAUGAAGUAACCUAUUCUCGAUAUAG
Molecule: messenger RNA, 15037 nt
Organism: Aspergillus alliaceus
Lineage: Eukaryota; Fungi; Ascomycota; Eurotiomycetes; Eurotiales; Aspergillaceae
Product: AAA family ATPase midasin
Exons: 2
Coding region: 54-14798 (4914 amino acids)
Biological process (GO): ribosomal large subunit assembly; rRNA processing
Cellular component (GO): preribosome, large subunit precursor; nucleus
Molecular function (GO): ATP hydrolysis activity; ATP binding
Source: RefSeq, a predicted model, not a curated record